Messenger RNA from Hemicordylus capensis (graceful crag lizard), 5827 nucleotides. RefSeq names its product catenin delta 1 (gene CTNND1). Bases 1052 to 3847 code for a protein of 931 amino acids. The transcript has 20 exons. Gene Ontology annotation, molecular function: cadherin binding. NCBI's taxonomy places the organism in Eukaryota, Metazoa, Chordata, Lepidosauria, Squamata, Cordylidae. The record is from RefSeq and is a predicted model, not a curated record. Gene Ontology annotation, cellular component: plasma membrane; adherens junction; nucleus. Gene Ontology annotation, biological process: cell-cell junction assembly; cell-cell adhesion.
AUCAUUGGGAGUUCUACUACUUGCAGUCGGAAUCUGAGCACAUCUUGCAAUAAAGCGAGAAAUAGAUUACGCUUGAGUGGGCUUUCAGCUGAAGGCUGCUUUUGUUCUCCCGUUUAUGAUUUUAAAAGUUAUCUUUGCCUGUGUUUCCUCUUUUAUGUGUUUUUCCCUUUCUUUUUUGUCUGUAUUAAAAAAAAAAAUUCUACAAUGCAGUUUCCUAUUGGAUACCGUUGACUCCCUGAUUGAUACCUACCUCCCAUUGGAGCCGUGGAAACGCUGACAUCACUUGGGCUGGAGCGUACAGUUUGUCACCACCCAGCCUGCUUUGCCUUUGGCUGGGUGCAACUUCCAUUUUAGGUGUUGGAGCUGAGCAAGGGGGAAAAGAAGCCAAGGAAAGGUCCCGCAGGAAAAAGAGGUGGAGGAGUGACUCGCCGUUUCGCUUUCUUCGUCGUUUUGGUUUUGUUUUUUUUAAAAGCUCACACUGACAAGAUUCCAGUCUUACAUUCUUUAGCUCUUUGUUAGGAAACUGCACGCUUUCCCCCCUUUAUGGUUUUUUUUUUUUUUUUUUUUUGCAUUUGCAGAGGAACAAAAAGGCGUUUAGUCUUGUCCAGUCUUUUAUUCGAAGUUGCCAACCUGAAUGGUUAAAGGGGGGGAAACAGAGAAAGAGCUGCAUCGGCAACUCUCUGAUUAAACAUAUCCUGCCUCAUUUCUCGUUUCUCCUAAACCUUCAAAGAGGAGAAACAAAACUUGCCUAGGUUAGCAUCCGUGAAAGGGACUGCACAGUUCCCGGAGAAAAAACAAGGAGAGGAGGAGGAAAAAUACAAAGCCUUUUCCUUCCUGCUUCCUUGCUGUUGGUGGCGGGGCUGCUUCUCCCAUGACUUUCUGCACUUAGACCAGGCUGUGCCUUAACCAAUCAAUUCAGACCGGCCUUCCUUCACAGUGAGGGGCUCCUUCUCCCCUCCAACCCCUUUUCUGUGUGACGCCAGUUCCCACAAACCCCGUGGCAUCUCCCUGCCUUGCACCCUCUCUCCCCCCGUGCGGGGUCUUCACAACCAUGGAUGACUCAGAAGUGGAGUCGACUGCCAGUAUACUUGCCUCCGUCAAAGAGCAGGAGGCACAGUUUGAGAAACUGACACGGGCGCUGGAGGAAGAACGGCGCCAUGUCUCUGCGCAGCUGGAGCGCGUCCGUGUCUCCCCACAGGAUGCCAGCCAGACCAUGGCCAACGGCACCCUCACCCGCCGGCACCAGAACGGCCGUUUCCUGGGCAAUGCUGACCUGGAGAGGCAGAAAUUCUCAGAACUGAAACUCAACGGACCACAGGACCACAGUCAUCUCAUAUACAGCACCAUUCCCAGGAUGCAGGACCCAGGACAGAUUGUGGAAGAGACUUACACCAUGGAGGAGGACCCAGAGGGUGCCAUGUCCGUUGUUUCAGUAGAGACCUCGGAUGAUGGGACAACAACUCGCACAGAGACCAGAGUCAAGAAGGUGGUGAAGACCAUGACUACACGCACAGUACAGCAAGUUCCGCUUGGUCCCGAUGGGCUACCUGUGGAUGGCUCUCCAGUUACCAACAACUACAUCCAGACCAUGGAUAGGAACUUCAGGAAAAACGCCAAUGGUGGCCCGAGCGCCUACAUGAGCCAGCCAGGCACAGCCACCCUUCCACGAAACUACCACUAUCCAGAUGGUUAUGGCCGCCCAUAUGAGGAUGGCUAUCAUGGCAGUGAGCACAGCUAUGGCAGCUUGUCCCGUGUGACCCGCAUUGAUGAGCGCUACCGUCCCUCGAUGGAUGGCUACCGGGCCCCAAGCCGGCAAGAUGUUUAUGGGCCCCAGCCACAGGUGCGGGUAGGGGGAAGCAACAUGGACUUGAAUCGCUUCCAUGCUGAGCCUUAUGGGCUGGAGGAUGACCAGCGCAGCAUGGGAUAUGAUGACCUGGAUUAUGGCACAAUACCACCAGACUACGGUACAGGCAGACGGACUGGGACUCCCUCUGACCACCGGCAGAGACUCAGGAGUUAUGAGGACAUGUUGGCAGAUGAAUUGGCGAGAGACCAAUAUUACUUGGCUCCACUGGCCCAGUACGAGAGAGGCAGCAUAGCAAGCCUGGACAGCCUGCGGAAAGGAGGCCCUCUCCCGGCCAACUGGCGCCAGCCUGACCUUCCUGAGGUGAUAGCCAUGCUGGGGUUUCGCCUGGAUGCUGUGAAGUCGAAUGCUGCCGCUUACCUGCAGCAUUUGUGCUACCAGAACGACAAGGUGAAAACAGAAGUGCGCAAGCUGAAGGGCAUCCCUGUACUCGUGGGGCUGCUGGACCAUCCCAAGAAGGAGGUGCACUAUGGAGCCUGUGGGGCCCUCAAGAACAUCUCCUUCAGCAGGGACCAGGACAACAAGAUCGCCAUUAAGAACUGUGAUGGCAUCCCUGCUCUGGUCCGCCUGCUGCGGAAAGCACGCGAUCUGGACCUCACUGAAGUCAUUACAGGGACGCUAUGGAAUCUGUCCUCCCACGACGCAAUAAAGAUGGCCAUUGUGGACCAUGCCUUACAUGCCCUCACAGAUGAGGUUAUUAUCCCACGGUCUGGUUGGCAGAAGGAGCCCAGCGAGGAUUUGAAACCCCGCCACAUAGAGUGGGAGUCGGUGCUCACCAAUACCAUUGGCUGCCUUAGAAAUGUCAGUUCAGAGAGGAGUGAAGCCCGCCGAAAACUGCGGGAAUGUGACGGGCUUGUGGAUGCUCUUAUAUACAUUGUUCAAGCGGAAAUUGGCCAGAAAGAUUCAGAUAGCAAGCUUGUGGAAAACUGCAUCUGCCUCCUGAGGAACUUGUCCUACCAGGUGCAUCGUGAGAUCCCCCAUGCAGAUCGCUAUCAGGAAGCCCCCCUCAGUACUGCCAACAAUGCUGGCCCCCAUGCAGCCAGCUGCUUUGGUGCCAAAAAAGGCAAAGACGAGUGGUUCUCAAGAGGUAAAAAACCUACUGAGGAUCCUUCUGCUGAUAUUGUGGACUUCCCCAAAAGAUCAACUCCUGCCAAAGGUUAUGAACUCCUCUUCCAACCAGACAUUGUCCGUAUAUAUAUCUCACUGUUGAAGGAGAGCAAAACUGUCGCUAUUUUGGAGGCCUCCGCAGGAGCCAUCCAGAAUCUGUGUGCUGGCCGUUGGACGUACGGGAGGUGCAUCCGCUCUGCAUUGCGCCAGGAGAAAGGUCUCUCUGCCAUUGCUGACCUUCUGACUCAUGAGAACGAGCGUGUGGUGAAAGCUGCAUCUGGUGCCUUGCGCAACUUGGCAGUGGAUGCCCGCAACAAAGAGCUGAUAGGUAAACAUGCCAUCCCUAGCUUAGUGAAGAAUCUGCCAGGUGGACAGCAGACACAAGCCAAGAACCUCCCUGAAGAUACUGUGGUCUCCGUGCUGAAUACCAUAAACGAGGUCAUCAUGGACAACUUGGAAGCGGCAAAGAAACUGCGGGAGACGCAAGGCAUUGAGAAACUAGUGCUCAUCAACAAAUCUGGGAACCGUUCAGAGAGAGAAGUCAGAGCAGCUGCUCUUGUACUUCAGACAAUCUGGGGGUAUAAAGAGCUGCGGAAGCCACUGGAGAAAGAAGGGUGGAAGAAGUCUGACUUCCAGGUGCAUCUGAAUAACAGCUCUAAAAGCCAGGGUGGUAACUCCUUUGAUGACAGCACCUUGCCCCUCAUUGAUAAGAACCAAAAAGCAGACAAGAAAUCUUCUCGAGAGGAGAUCCAGAUGAGCAACAUGGGACCAGAUAACUACUCUACACUGAAUGAGCGAGACCAUAAUAGGACUUUGGACCGAUCAGCAGAAGAAAUGGAGUCGAUGAAGGGUGCACCACUGAUGCAAAAGAUCUAGAACUGCCACCAGUCUGCCUUCUCAGUUUUGGGUUUAUAACAUGUGUAUAACUCUUCGUGGUGAAAUGGACUGAUUUUUUUUUUAAUCGCUUGGCACACAAGUCCAGCCACCUGGCCAAAUGACUGGUCCCUUGAACCUACAGGGCCUCAACCUCCCUGUAGAGGGUUGCGCAUCCAAUCCUCUGGACAUUUUUUUUUGUCUCUCUCUUCUCAAAAGUGCAGCAAUUCCUGAAGACCAAAUACUCUUGAUGGAUUUCACUAGAGCAACUAAGGCAGACAUUUAAAAAUAGAAGCUGCUGCUGCUGCAUCUACAGCAGAAGAUAGAAGCCACUGAUGCAGACAGAUCUCCACUCUGAACUCUGCCAUACUGGAACUAGUUUUUCUUGAGGAGUCGGCUCUCUGAGUGCAUGGAGACUGUCUUCUCCUUCGCUUAGCCUAUAGAAUAUAUUUUUGUGUGUGAUCAUCUUUUUUUCAACAAAGGAUGCUGGGAAUACUGGAACAUUCCUGGUGGUGGUGGUGAGGGAGGGUGGGGGUUGACAAAGGAGGGAACAGCUUGUGAGUGGCUGCCUCUGGGCCAUCUGGAGGCAAGAUGGCCAUAAAGCGUGUGCCUCUUGGAGGUGACAGCCCUCUGUAUCCUCAUAGGCUGAGGAAGAAUGUUGUGGGUUUGUCUUUGUUUUCUCCUGUUUCCGAGUGGCUUCUGGGUGGCUUGAUCUGAGACGGACGAAGGCAGGAGUUUAGGAAGCUAUUUAUUUAUGGGAGGAGAGCAGCUUGGGGUGCAAGGAAUUUGAGUGGUGGGAAGAGGGUGCCAAGUACGUUAAGUGAAAGUUGGUGGAAGGGACGGAAGUCUUCAUACCUAGAAGCAGCAACCUUCGCUCUCUGGUGGUGGCGGGCAGAAAACAUGAGGCAUCUAGUUGUGGGAGAUUAAACUUCCAGGUGAUUGGUGCCUGGGCUGGGUUGUGAAGGCUGAGGAGGAGGAAGUUAGGUGAUGGGGGUAAAGUGCGAAGGAGUGGAAGCCACUUGUAAAUAUUUGCCUAUAUCCUCCCAUGCAGGCAGGGGAAUGCAACGGUUAUCUGUCACUAUUUACACGUGCCUUUCUUUGCCACUGUGAAAUAACGUGGUGCUUUUGCCCAUUUGGAGUGAGAGAGGAAGAGUGCCUGGACUGGAAGGAUGGAUUUUUGGCCCAGGGUUGUGCUUGGGCUCUCUUCCUACUCGCUGCAUUGGAACUAGAAUCUUGAUAUCGCCUUGUAAAAUAGCUGUACUUGCAAGGUUCAUGUUGAGGUGGGGAGACCAGGAACUAGUUUUCACUACUAAAGGUUCGCGGGCUAGGGAGGGAGAGAUGAAAGUGUUGUUUGGCGAGGAUCAUCAUGCACCUUAAUGGCUUGCCUCUUCAGGGAAUAGGAGGAGUUUAGGGUCUGCUCUGUAGAUCUUGGUCCUACUGAUCUGCCAAGGAGACAAUAUUGACUAGCUCUAGGCACCAUAUUGGUGAUGCCACCUUUUUCUACUGAAGAGGAUGGCAGCCUUUUCCCUUCUCCCCCUUUUCCCACUUCCAAGCUCUGCCUAAGCCCAGUAACAGGAAGGAAUUCUGUUGCCUCCUGGGAUUCUUUCCACAACAACAGUCCAUGCUGCACAAAAAGGCAGGCCUAAAACAGAAGAUUCUCGGUGCCUCUUGUUUGCUCUAAUCCUACUUUUUUUUGUUACUUAGGGAGGGAUUAUACAUGCAAAUCAGCCUUUUGAGGGAAUAGUCACUCAACUUUUUUAAAAUGUAAAACACUAUUUCCUUUCUUAAUUCCAGAUGAACCAAAAAUACCCUUCCCUGCUGACCAAUUCAAUGCUAUAAGGGGAACUAACUCACUGACUUCUUUUUUUGCUUUUUCUUUGCACCCAGGGGAGGGGAACAUCCUGCUGUUCUUUGAAUCCUGCGCUCGCUCUGUAAUGCUUUUAAAAUGAAAUGAUUUUUAUAUAAAUAAAGUUUUAAAGUGUG